This is a messenger RNA of Clupea harengus (Atlantic herring), 3541 nucleotides long. It is a transcript of the gene kif18a, whose product is annotated as kinesin family member 18A. Gene Ontology annotation, biological process: microtubule-based movement. Gene Ontology annotation, molecular function: ATP binding; microtubule binding; microtubule motor activity. The record is from RefSeq and is a predicted model, not a curated record. Lineage: Eukaryota; Metazoa; Chordata; Actinopteri; Clupeiformes; Clupeidae.
CAAUCUGUUAUUGCGACGGGAGGGUAGCUUGUGUUUGAAAUUCUUCGCGCUGAGAACUUCCUCCUGUUCUCUGAAUAGAUUUAUUUGUGGGUAAAAUAUAGGUGUUUACAGAGUUUGGUCACCCCGUGAUUUUUCAUUCUACCGAGUUCACCUCACUUUAUUCUGAAAGCUGCCACCAGUGAGAAUGGGGGGGACCGAGGUGUGCAGCCACGUCAAGGUGGUUGUCCGUGUGCGGCCCCCGAAUAACCGGGAGCAGUCUUCCGGCUUCAAGAGGGUGGUCCAGGUGCUGGACAGCCACAUGCUCAUCUUUGACCCCAAAGCAGAAGAGGUGACGUUUUUCCGCGGGCAGAAAAUAGGCAACAGAGACGUCCGCAAAAGGGCAAACAAGGACCUCAAGUUUGUGUUCGAUAACGUCUUCGGCGAGACCAGUGAGCAGAUUGAAGUGUUCGAGAAUACCACUAAAGGAAUCGUGGACGGCGUCCUAAAUGGUUACAACUGCACAGUGUUUGCAUAUGGGGCCACGGGCGCUGGGAAGACCCACACCAUGCUGGGAUCCACGGAUGACCCGGGUGUCAUGUACCUGACCAUGAAGGAGCUGUACAGCCGCAUGGACCAGAUGAAGGACGAGAAGGUGUUUGAGGUGGCCUUCUCCUACCUGGAGGUGUAUAAUGAGCAGAUCCGGGAUCUAAUGGCUAACUCAGGAGCACUGGCGGUUCGAGAGGACAACUGCAAAGGAGUUGUGGUACAGGGGCUCACAGUGCAUCAGCCUAAAUCUGCAGAGCACAUCUUAGAAGCGCUGGAUUAUGGCAACAAAAAUAGAACCCAGCACCCCACAGAAAUGAACGCCACCUCCUCGCGGUCUCAUGCCGUCUUCCAGGUGUACCUGAGACAGCAGGACAGUUCAGCCAGCCUGAACCCAAACGUGCGCGUGGCCAAGAUGAGCCUGAUCGACCUGGCGGGCUCGGAGCGAGCCAGUGCCACCAACGCCAAGGGAGCGCGGCUCCGAGAGGGUGCCAACAUCAACCGCUCGCUGCUCGCCCUUGGCAACGUCAUCAACACCCUCGCCGACCCCAAGAGUAAGAAAACACACAUCCCGUACCGGGACAGCAAGCUGACUCGUCUGCUAAAGGAUUCGCUCGGAGGGAACUGUCGCACGGUGAUGAUCGCUAACGUCAGCCCAUGCUCUGCCUCGUAUGAAGACACGCACAACACACUCAAAUACGCCAAUCGGGCCAAGGAGAUCAAGUCUUCACUGAAGAGAAAUGUAGUCAGCCUGGACAGUCAUAUCAGCCAGUAUGCAGUGAUAUGUGAGAAACAGCGUGCCGAGAUCCAACAGCUAAAGCAGAAACUGAUGGACUAUGAAGGCAGAAAGCAAGAGGCCCCUCAGACCAAUGGCAUCUCUGCACAGCGGAAGGAGGAACUGCUAAAGAUGUCAGAUUCUCUACGGAGUGUGUUUGCUAACCGCGUGACGCUGCGGCGGGAGCAGCUGGACGUGGAGCGCCAGAUCAAAGAGAGCGAGCUGAGGCGGCGGCACCGCGAGGAUGUCCAGCAGCAGAGCCUGUUGCUCUUCCCCGACGACAAGGCCAAGAAGGCCACGUGUCGGUAUGAGCGUAAGCUGGCCUCACUGCAGGCCCAGCGGCAGCACCUGGAGCGUCGGCGGGAGGAGGCGGAGCAGCGUUUCCAUGACAACGACGGCUGGCUACACCGCGUGGAGAACAACAUGAAGAUGCUGGGUCAGGACGGACGCACGCCCGAGGAGCUUCAACAGGAGUUGCGUUGUGAGCGGCUGCAGUUACAGGUGGAGGAUCUGAAGGCCCAGAUGGAUCACACAAGCCAGCUGAUUGGCAUUCAGGACCAAGACAACAAACACACACACAAGCUUGUGAGUGCCCUUCUGACCGCCUACAGGAAGCAGAAUGCGGCCCUACAGGAAGCGGGCGUUGCCAUGGAGACGUACUCAGCGGAACACGACGAGCUAGAGCACCUGGUGCAGAGGGAAAGGGGCGUGGUCUGGGCCGACCAGUCGGCAGAGGAGAGUGGACAGGAGGAGGUGCAUACGACAGACCCCGCCUCCUGUUUACAGCCACUGAUGGCCUUCUCCCACCUCAUCUCUCAUAAGAACACUCCCUGCAGUGCAGAGAAACAGCCGCGGCGAGUAUCCAUGCGCCUGAGAGCUUCUCUGACGUCCACCCAGCCGGCCACAGCUACCGCUGCUACCACAGCCCCUGCUGUUGCCCCCGCUGAGAAACCUGCCCCUCCUCCUGCAGCUCAGGACCCCCUUGCGAAGAAGCCAAUUCGACGGAAGCUGGCAGUGUCGCCCCCGGAAACGACCCAGCCACCGGUCACCGCCAUGGCAACACUGUGUCCCCCUGAUGUGCAGGAGGUGUGUCGCCAGGAGGGCAUGUUCGCGCUGCAGUACACUCCCGAGGUGUUUCAGCGCCCUCGCCAGGACCACAGCCACAACCCCACCAAUGCUACCAACAUCACUGUGACCUAUGACCCCGACGCCACCUUUGAAAUUGGCGUCUGCGAGGACACAAAGCCGAGCGACGGCACGAUUAUACUUUCUGAGGGGUCGCCCACGACAACCGGUCAGAGUAUCCCCAGCAACACAAAGGCUCUGAGGCCGAACAACCUCAACGAGCCCCCGAAAAGGUUUGAAAUUCCCUCUCUACUGGAUAUCCGUCGCCAUAAACCGUCCUACAUGAGCAUGACCUCAGCAGCAAUUGGCAAACGCAAACUAAACGGCAGCAAGGAGACAGGUGCAGACGGCACUCAUGGUCUGGCAGCUCCCAAACGCAUCAAACACGACCCCGGCAUGCCUUUCAAACCUCUGCGUGUGCGGAAGGGAGGAGUGACGUCGGAGAACGAGGUGAAACGACAGGUGGUGCGCAGCAUCUCCGAGGGCAACCUGCACAUGAUGGAGGGCGGCAAGUCCAAGUCCAAGCCCAGCCUCAGGAACACACUCUUCCGCCGGGUGACCAAACGCCUCUGAGCCCCUCUGCAGAUUCCCUCCCAUACACGUUUGUGCCCAGGACACAUACACACACACGCAUCGUAGUACUGCAUCCCAUGCUCUGAGCUCCACUGUCCACUCCACCCACCGUCUCUCCAUUAACCCCCUGUGCACGCGGAGGAAAGAUACGAGAGGCAAAUAGUUCCGUUUUGUUUUCUCGCUGAAAACUAGAUGUCAUUAAGUCAUAAAAGGAUUUCAUGAUGAAUCAACUGGAAUUGAUAGGGAUAUGAGGUAUGAUUGUUAAUAUAGAUAGGUUGUGGAUUCAUCUAGUCUUUUAACAUUGUUGAUUUUAGUGGACUGUAUCAAUAACCAUGUGGAAUGUGACCAGAUCUCUUACAUCUUUUAAUAAAAUAGUUCCUCUAAAUAAAUAGUGUCUCUUUCAAAGGGAAUAUAAAACGAAUUGAUGAAUGUGUUAUUCUGUGCGUCUUUGUUGUGGUUGGUAUAUGUAUGUCAUGCCUUUUCUGUUCUGUGUUGGAUCUUCCUCUAAAUGUGAAGGAUUAAAAUUUGCUUCUGUUUUAAAUGCAA